Aspergillus saccharolyticus JOP 1030-1 is the source of this 7639-nucleotide messenger RNA. Its product is annotated as acetyl-CoA carboxylase ACC1. The transcript is spliced from 3 exons. The coding region runs from base 484 to 7350 and encodes 2288 amino acids. Gene Ontology annotation, molecular function: metal ion binding; ATP binding; acetyl-CoA carboxylase activity. Gene Ontology annotation, biological process: fatty acid biosynthetic process. The record is from RefSeq and is a predicted model, not a curated record. NCBI's taxonomy places the organism in Eukaryota, Fungi, Ascomycota, Eurotiomycetes, Eurotiales, Aspergillaceae.
CCCCAUUAUUUUUUUUUUGUUUUGCCUCCAGAAGUGCCAACUACUCCUCCCGACCAUUUUUCUCCUCCUUCCACUGGCGCAAUCGCGCAUAUUCGGCUUUUCCCCUUCUUUCCCUCCCAAUUCUUCUCAGCCUGUUUGCUGAAAAGCUGACUCGAUUUGCUCACCCUGACUCAGCUUCCAGGACAUCGCAAAUAACUACCUAGUCCUUCUUCCUUCUUCCUUCCUUCCUCCCGCCCCCAAAUUCUCCACUCUAAAAAGAACGGUGAGGGCGUUCUUCUUGACAGCAAUUCCCGCCAGUCGCGCCUCCCUUCCAUCGCCCUCUCCUCUCCUCGCAGGCCGGUCAAUUCGUGCGCCCCUGUCUCUACCGAUUUCACAGGUGUCCUCUUCUCCCCCGCUACCGUUUAAUUCUUCUCUUUGGUGUACUUUGUUUGCAGUUCCAUUGCAUGGGACUCUUAUAAUACCUAAUCCUCAAUCUCCUGCAUCAUGAGCGCCAACGGUGCUGUCAACGGCCACGCUGGCUCCAGAGCCGCCAGCCUUCCCUCACAUUUCAUCGGUGGUAACCACCUCGACGCUGCCCCUCCCAGUGCGGUCCGGGAUUUUGUGGCCAAACAUGAGGGUCACUCCGUCAUCAGCUCGGUGCUGAUCGCCAACAACGGUAUCGCGGCCGUCAAGGAGAUUCGUUCCGUCCGGAAAUGGGCCUACGAGACGUUCGGCAACGAGCGGGCCAUCCAGUUCACAGUCAUGGCCACCCCCGAAGAUCUGCGGGCAAACGCAGACUACAUUCGCAUGGCCGACCAAUAUGUCGAGGUUCCCGGAGGUACGAAUAACAAUAACUACGCCAACGUCGACUUGAUUGUCGAUGUCGCGGAGCGCAUGGACGUCCACGCCGUCUGGGCCGGUUGGGGUCACGCCUCUGAGAACCCCCGUCUUCCCGAAUCGCUCGCCGCCUCUCCCAAGAAGAUCAUCUUCAUUGGUCCCCCCGCCUCGGCGAUGCGCUCGCUGGGUGACAAAAUUUCCUCGACCAUCGUCGCACAGCAUGCUGGUGUCCCCUGUAUCCCAUGGUCUGGAACCGGGGUUGACCAGGUCCGAGUCGACGAGCACGGGAUCGUCACCGUCGACGACGAGAUCUACAAGCAAGGUUGCACCUUCUCGCCGGAAGAGGGUCUGCAGAAGGCCAAGGAAAUCGGCUUCCCUGUCAUGAUCAAGGCAUCCGAAGGUGGUGGUGGUAAGGGUAUCCGUAAGGUCGAUAACGAGGAGGACUUUGUCAGUCUGUACAACGCUGCCGCCAAUGAGAUCCCCGGUUCCCCGAUCUUCAUCAUGAAGCUCGCCGGUAACGCCCGUCACUUGGAAGUCCAGCUGUUGGCUGAUCAGUACGGCAACAACAUCUCUCUCUUCGGCCGUGAUUGUUCCGUCCAGCGUCGUCACCAGAAGAUUAUUGAGGAGGCGCCCGUCACUAUCGCCAAGCCCAUCACCUUCCAGGCCAUGGAGCGUGCUGCGGUCAGCCUGGGUCGUCUGGUCGGUUACGUGUCCGCCGGUACCGUCGAGUACCUGUACUCCCACGCCGACGACAAGUUCUACUUCUUGGAGCUGAACCCUCGUCUCCAGGUCGAGCACCCUACCACUGAGAUGGUGUCCGGGGUCAACCUGCCCGCCGCCCAGCUGCAGAUUGCCAUGGGUAUCCCCCUCCACCGCAUCCGUGAUAUCCGUCUGCUCUACGGUGUGGAUCCCAACACCUCCGGCGAGAUUGACUUCGACUUCUCCAGCGAGGAGAGCUUCAAGACCCAGCGCCGUCCCCAGCCCAAGGGUCACACCACUGCGUGCCGUAUCACCUCGGAGGAUCCCGGCGAGGGUUUCAAGCCUUCCAGCGGUACCAUGCACGAGCUGAACUUCCGGAGUUCUUCCAACGUCUGGGGUUACUUCUCCGUCGGUACUUCCGGUGGUAUUCACAGCUUCUCCGACAGUCAGUUCGGUCACAUCUUCGCCUACGGUGAGAACCGUCAGGCGUCGCGGAAGCACAUGGUUAUUGCCCUGAAAGAACUGAGCAUCCGUGGUGAUUUCCGUACCACCGUCGAGUAUCUGAUCAAGCUGCUGGAAACUCCUGCGUUCGAGGAUAACACCAUCACCACCGGAUGGCUCGAUCAGCUGAUUUCCAACAAGCUGACCGCGGAGCGUCCGGACCCCAUCGUCGCCGUUCUGUGUGGUGCCGUGACCAAGGCCCACCAGGCCAGCGAGGCCGGUGUGGAGGAGUACCGCAAGGGCUUGGAAAAGGGUCAGGUGCCUUCCAAGGAUGUCCUGAAGACCGUCUUCCCCGUCGACUUCAUCUACGAGGGUAUGCGCUACAAGUUCACCGCCACCCGCGCUGGUGUUGACAGCUACCAUCUCUUCAUCAAUGGCUCCAAGUGCUCGGUCGGGGUUCGUGCGCUCGCGGACGGUGGUCUCUUGGUUCUCCUGAACGGACGCAGUCACAACGUCUACUGGAAGGAGGAACCCGCCGCCACCCGUCUCAGCGUAGACGGCAAGACGUGCUUGCUCGAGCAGGAGAACGACCCCACUCAGCUCCGUACCCCCUCCCCCGGUAAGCUCGUCAAGUUCACCGUCGAGAACGGUGAGCACGUCCGGGCUGGCCAAGCCUUCGCUGAAGUUGAGGUCAUGAAGAUGUACAUGCCCCUCAUCGCCCAGGAGGAUGGUAUCGUCCAGCUCAUCAAGCAGCCCGGAGCUACUCUGGAGGCUGGCGAUAUCCUGGGUAUCCUCGCGCUCGAUGACCCAUCUCGCGUCAAGCAUGCUCAGCCUUUCACUGGUCAGCUGCCCGAUCUCGGUCCUCCCCAGGUCGUCGGUAACAAGCCUCCUCAGCGGUUCUUCUUGUUGCACAGCAUUCUCGAGAACAUCCUGAAGGGUUACGACAACUCGGUGAUCAUGAACACCACUCUGAAGGAGUUGGUUGAUGUCCUCCGCAACCCCGAUCUUCCCUACGGCGAGUGGAUGGCCCAGUCUUCCGCCCUGCACUCUCGUAUGCCCCAGAAGCUCGAUGGCCAGCUGGAGUACGUUGUUGAUCGUGCUCGCGCCCGCAAGGCCGAGUUCCCUGCCAAGCAGCUGCAGAAGACCAUCCAGAAGUUCAUUGAGGAGAACGUCAACCCGGCCGAUGCUGAGAUCCUCAGAACCACUCUCUCGCCUCUGCUCCACGUCAUCAACAAGUACAUGGAUGGCCUCAAGGUUCACGAGUUCAAUGUUUUCAUUGGACUUCUGGAGCAGUACUACGAGGUGGAGAAGCUGUUCGCCGGCCGCAACUUCCGUGAUGAGGACGCCAUCCUGAAGCUCCGUGAGGAGAACAAGGAGGAUAUUUCCAGCGUUGUCCAGACUGUACUUUCCCACAGCCGCAUUGGCACCAAGAACAAUCUUGUUCUUGCUAUCUUGGCCAUGUACCGUCCUAACCAGCCCGGUGUUGGCAAUGUUGCCAAGUACUUCAAGCCCAUCCUCAAGAAGCUGACUGAGCUUGAGUCCCGUUCUGCUGCCAAGGUCACUCUGAAGGCUCGUGAGCUUCUGAUUCAGUGCGCCCUUCCUUCUUUGGAGGAGCGUCUGUCUCAGAUGGAGCUCAUUCUUCGCUCCUCUGUUGUCGAGUCCCGCUACGGCGAGACUGGCUGGGACCACCGUGAGCCCGACUUCUCUGUCCUGAAGGAGGUUGUCGACUCCAAGUACACCGUCUUCGACGUGCUGCCCCGCUUCUUCGUGCAUCAGGACGCUUGGGUUACCCUGGCUGCUCUCGAGGUGUACGUGCGCCGUGCUUACCGUGCCUACACCGUCAAGGCUAUUCAGUACACCCAGGCGGGCGAGCCUCCCCUUCUGUCUUGGGACUUCACCCUUGGCAAGCUUGGUCAACCUGAGUUCGGUUCGCUCUCCACCACCGAUCCCUCCACUCCCAGCACCCCGACUGCGGAGAUGAACCCCUUCAAGCGGAUCAACUCCAUCAGCGAUAUGUCUUACCUUGUUGGUGACGGCAGCGAGCCCAUGAGAAAGGGUGUUAUCUUCCCUGUGCAGUACCUGGAGGACGCCGCCGAGUAUCUUCCUCGUGCCUUGGAAGCCUUCCCCCGGGCCGGCUCCAAGGCUAAGAGACCUAGCGACAACGGCCUACUCGCCAACCUCGAGGGCAAGCGUCGUCCUACCCCGCGCAUUGAGACUGAUGGCGAGCUGAACAAUGUUUUGAACAUCGCUAUCCGUGAUGUGGAGGACUUGGACGACAACCAGAUUGUCGCCCAGGCUAACGAGUUGCUUGCCGACUUGAAGGAGGAGCUGCUUGCUCGCCGCGUCCGCCGUGUCACUUUCAUCUGUGGCAAGAACGGCAUCUAUCCCGGUUACUUCACUUUCCGUGGUCCCGCCUACGAGGAGGACGAGAGUAUCCGUCACAAUGAGCCUGCCUUGGCCUUCCAGCUUGAACUCGGACGUCUGUCCAAGUUCAAGAUCAAGCCUGUCUUCACCGAGAACCGCAACCUCCACAUCUACGAGGCCUACGGCAAGGGUCCCGAGAACGACAAGGCCGUUGACAAGCGCUACUUCGUUCGUGCUGUUGUGCGUCCCGGCCGCCUGCGGGAUGACAUCCCCACCGCGGAGUACUUGAUCUCCGAGGCUGACCGUCUGAUGAACGAUAUCUUGGAUGCCCUGGAGAUCAUUGGCAACAACAAUUCCGACUUGAACCACAUCUUCAUCAACUUCUCGCCCGUCUUCAACCUCCAGCCCAAGGAUGUCGAGCAGGCCUUGAACGGCUUCUUGGAGCGCUUCGGUCGCCGCCUCUGGAGACUGCGUGUUACUGGGGCUGAGAUUCGCAUUCUCUGCACUGACCCGGCCACCGGUGUUCCCUUCCCUCUGCGUGUGAUCAUCACCAACACUUUCGGUUUCAUCAUUCAGGUUGAGCUCUACAUUGAGAAGAAGUCUGAGAAGGGUGAGUGGAUUUUCCACAGCAUUGACGGCGGUAGCAACAAGCUCGGAUCCAUGCACUUGCGCCCUGUGUCCACUCCCUACCCCACCAAGGAAUGGCUUCAGCCCAAGCGUUACAAGGCCCACCUUAUGGGUACUCAGUACGUCUAUGACUUCCCUGAGCUCUUCAGACAGGCCUUCCAGAACAGCUGGACCAAGGCUGUCGAGCAGAUCCCCUCCCUGGCCGAGCAGCGUCCUCCUGUUGGUGAAUGCAUUGACUACAGCGAGCUUGUGCUGGAUGACACCGACAAUCUGGUCGAGAUCUCCCGCGGCCCUGGUACCAACACUCAUGGUAUGGUUGGUUGGAUUGUCACUGCUCGCACUCCCGAGUAUCCUCGUGGCAGACGCUUCAUCAUUGUUGCCAACGACAUCACCUUCCAGAUUGGUUCGUUCGGUCCCCUUGAGGACAAGUUCUUCCACAAGUGUACCGAGCUGGCCCGCAAGCUUGGCAUCCCGCGCAUCUACCUGUCUGCCAACUCUGGUGCUCGCAUCGGUAUGGCUGACGAGCUCAUUCCUUACUUCUCCGUCGCUUGGAACGACGCCAGCAAGCCCGAGGCGGGUUUCAAGUACCUCUACUUCACCCCCGAGGUCAAGGCCAAGCUGGAUGCCAGCGGCAAGAAGGAGGUUAUCACUGAGCUUAUCACCGACGAGGGUGAGGAGCGUCACAAGAUCACUACCAUCAUCGGUGCCAAGGAUGGCCUGGGUGUUGAGUGUCUGAAGGGCUCUGGUCUCAUUGCCGGUGCCACGUCCAAGGCCUACGAGGAUAUCUUCACCAUCACCCUUGUCACCUGCCGUUCCGUCGGUAUUGGAGCUUACCUCGUCCGUCUCGGACAGAGAGCUAUCCAGGUUGAGGGUCAGCCCAUCAUCCUCACUGGUGCGCCCGCCAUCAACAAGCUGCUGGGCAGAGAGGUCUACACCUCCAACCUUCAGCUUGGUGGUACCCAGAUCAUGUACAAGAACGGUGUGUCUCACAUGACUGCUACUGACGACUUUGAGGGUGUGCAGAAGAUUGUGGAGUGGAUGUCUUUCGUCCCGGACAGAAAGGGUGCUCCCAUCCCCAUCCGCCCCUGGUUCGAUACUUGGGAUCGUGAUGUGGACUACUACCCUCCCAACAAGCAGCCCUAUGAUCCCCGCUGGCUCAUUGCCGGUAAGCAGGACGACGAGGGUUUCCUCCCUGGUCUGUUCGACGCCGGUUCCUUCGAGGAAGCUCUCGGUGGCUGGGCUCGUACCGUGGUGGUGGGUCGUGCCAGACUUGGUGGUAUCCCCAUGGGUGUCAUCGCUGUUGAGACUCGCUCCGUCGAGAACGUUACUCCUGCCGACCCUGCCAACCCUGACUCCAUGGAGAUGAUCAGCACUGAGGCUGGUGGUGUCUGGUACCCCAACUCGGCCUUCAAGACCGCCCAGGCCCUCCGUGACUUCAACAACGGUGAGCAGCUGCCUGUGAUGAUCUUGGCCAACUGGAGAGGUUUCUCUGGUGGUCAGCGUGACAUGUACAACGAGGUUCUCAAGUACGGUUCCUACAUCGUCGAUGCCCUCGUCAAGUACGAGCAGCCCAUCUUCAUCUACAUCCCGCCUUACGGUGAGCUUCGUGGUGGAUCUUGGGUCGUCGUCGAUCCCACUAUCAACCCCGACCAAAUGGAGAUGUACGCUGACGAGGAGGCCCGUGGUGGUGUUCUCGAGCCCGAGGGUAUCGUCAACAUCAAGUACCGCCGCGACAAGCAGCUGGACACCAUGGCUCGUCUGGAUCCUACUUACGGCGAGCUUCGUCGCUCCCUUGAGGACGCCACCCUCAGCAAGGAGCAGCUCUCUGAAAUCAAGGCCAAGAUGGCUGCCCGCGAGGAGCAGCUUCUGCCUGUCUACCUGCAGAUUGCUCUGCAAUUUGCUGAUCUCCACGAUCGCGCCGGACGUAUGCAGGCCAAGAACACCAUUCGUCAGGCCCUCACCUGGAAGAACGCUCGUCGCUUCUUCUACUGGCGUCUCCGCCGCAGACUCAGCGAGGAGCUCAUCGUCAAGCGCAUGGUCACUGCUGCUCCUUCCCCUGCUGCUCGCGACGGCACUGUGGCCAUUCCUGCCGCUGCCGACUCUAGCGCCCCUGCCCCAACCGAGUCCGCCCGCGCGGUGCACCUCCGCACCCUGCACGGCUGGACUGGCCUCCUGGACGACGAGCUGGAGCACGACGAUCGUCGCGUGGCCAUGUGGUAUGAGGAGAACAAGAAGGCCAUCCAGACCAAGGUCGACUCUCUCAAGACCGAGAGCGUCGCUACCGAGGUUGCUCAGUUGUUGAUCAACAACAAGGAGGGCGGUCUCAAGGGUGUUCAGCAAGUUCUGAGCGUGCUUCCUGUUGAAGAGAAGGAGGCUGUCCUUAAGUUCUUGGCUUCCAACUAAAGAGCGUUCUUUCUUAGUUCACUUUCGUUGAACCAUUUUAUAUAAAGGUCGGGGUCAUUCCCAUACAGGAUUCAUACAGGAGGGGCUUUUUAUCUUUGGUGUUGUUAUGUCAAGGCAGCAGGGUACACGGUCUGGCUUUGCCGGUUUGUUUUUAUGUUUUAUCGACGAUGGGUGAUGACGGUGCAUAUACCACCCGGUUAUGUUUAUGUCCCGGUUUAGGUCACUGUCCAGCAUGUGUUUCUGUAUCUUGUAUUUAGCAUAUUUUUCUCUCAAUUCAUUGUUCUGAACC